AUGCCUGUCGUCAAAGGAGGAGUCUGGACCAACAUCGAGGAUGAAAUUCUCAAGGCGGCAGUGUCCAAAUAUGGACUUCAACAAUGGGCGCGAGUCUCUUCGUUGCUUGCGCGCAAAACUCCAAAACAGUGCAAGGCUCGCUGGUCUGAAUGGCUGGAUCCUGGAAUCCGAAAGAUCGAGUGGACCAAAGACGAGGACGAGAAGCUUCUACAUCUUGCCAAAUUGAUGCCAACGCAAUGGCGCACUAUCGCACCCAUCGUCGGAAGGACUGCCACACAAUGUCUGGAGCGCUACCAAAAACUGCUCGACGACGCAGAGUCGCGUGAGAGCGAUGAAUUCGGUCUUGGAGGUCCAUCUGGAGGAGAAGCAGCUGCGCCAUCAGCGGAGGAUGUGCGCAAACUCCGCCCUGGCGAGAUGGACCCCGAUCCGGAAAGCAAGCCCGCUCGCCCUGACACGAUUGACAUGGACGAGGAUGAGAAGGAAAUGCUGAGCGAAGCUCGUGCACGUCUGGCCAAUACUCAGGGAAAGAAGGCAAAGAGAAAGGCAAGAGAAAGACAACUUGAGGAAUCAAGACGUCUGGCUGUGCUGCAGAAGAGACGCGAGUUGAAGAAUGCCGGUAUCAACAUCAAGGUUGUCACAAAAAAGAAGGGUCAAAUGGACUACAAUGCAGACAUUCCUUUUGAGAAGGCGCCUGCUCCUGGUUUCUACGAUACUGGAGAGGAGAUUACCACAAAUGAGCGCGAGCGCGAUGCCUUCGACCCGCGCAAGCAACAGCUACAACGUAAACGACAAGGAGAUCAGGACGACAACCCCGAAGAUCGCAAGCGCCAAAAGAAUGACAAGGGCGGAAAUCAAGCUGCUUUCGCUGCAGCUGCAAAGGCUGGGAGGGAACAGAAGUUGCGCGAGGCUGAACGCAGCAGCAGACGUCGCGGUCUCGUGUUACCUGCCCCUCAGAUCAGCGAAGGAGAGUUGGACGAGAUUGUCAAGAUGGGUAUGGUUGGAGAACGAGCAAACGUUCAAGCCGGUCAGAACGACAACGAAGCCACACGCGCCUUGAUUGGAAACUACUCGGACGUUGUUGGAUCCACACCACUUCGCACGCCACGUGCACCUCAAGAGGAGGACCGCAUCGCCAACGAGAUCCGCAACGCCAGAGCAAGAACAGAAACACAGUCUGCCCUGCUAGGAGGCGACAACAAUGAGCUCUACGAAGGUGAAGCUACUACUGGAUUUGGUGGGGUCGCUCCCAGCAAGCAAGCCACCGCUACACCGAACCCUAUGGCUACUCCGUUCCGUCAGAAUGGUAUUGCCGCAACACCACGUGGUCCUGGUGCCACUCCUUUACGCACACCUCGCGACACAUACGGACUGAAUACCGGCGAUGGUAUGCAGAUGGUUGCACAAACACCGAGAGACCUCCGCCUACAACAAAAUGCUCUUCGUAACGACAUCAAGAGCAAGCUUUCUGCCCUUCCCAAGCCGAAAGAGAUGGACUUUGAGUUGGAGCUACCCGAAGAACAACAGGAAACUGCUCCCGACGUCGAGAUGAGCGAGGAAGAUGCCGCACGUCGCGACGCCAGGAAUAGGGAGGCACAGCAAGCUCUAGCAAGAGCAGAAUUCAAGCGUCAAUCGCAGGUCAUCCAACGAGGACUACCACGACCAAGUGUAGUCGAUGUUGAUGCAAUGCUAAAGACCGCCGCCGACGAUCAGGAUCCGAUCAAGAGCAGCAUCAACAGCGAAAUGGCGCUGCUUAUUGCAAGUGAUGCACUCAAAUUUGGCAAAGCCAAGGUCAGAGGUGCUCCCAAACCCACACAAUCCUUCUCAGACGAGCAAGUCCAACACGCACGCCUCGAAAUUGCUCUGGAAAUGGGCAAAGACGAAAGAGGACGCGCAUUGCUUGCAGAAGGCUUUGGUGCAGAAUGGGAAAAGGCUCACGAAAGAGGCAUGCUCCCUGGACUCGCCGGCUACGCAGAAGACGAGGUUGAUGAGCACCAACUCAUGACCGAAGCCUUUGAUAAUAUUCAGUCCCGCAUCAUUGCUUCCGCAGAACAAGGCAACACGCUAGAGAAGAAACUCGUCAAAUUACACACAGGUUACAUGAUGAGAUCGAAAGCCCUACGGCAGAAGAUUAGCGAAGCUGCGGACUUCUUGGCAAAGACGAGUAUUGAUGUUGAUGUCAAGAGAAUCGCUGCCGCUGCUGAAGAGGCUGGGUUGAACGAACGAUUGGAGAAGAUCAGAGAUGAGGUUAAUGUCGUCGCUAGACGUGAGAGGGAAGCACAAGGCACGUUUAGAGAAAGGCAGGGAGAGCUGGACUCGCUUAUGGCAGCGUAG
Molecule: messenger RNA, 2331 nt
Organism: Aureobasidium subglaciale EXF-2481
Lineage: Eukaryota; Fungi; Ascomycota; Dothideomycetes; Dothideales; Saccotheciaceae
Exons: 2
Coding region: 1-2331 (776 amino acids)
Biological process (GO): mRNA splicing, via spliceosome
Cellular component (GO): Prp19 complex; spliceosomal complex
Source: RefSeq, a predicted model, not a curated record